This is a messenger RNA of Ctenopharyngodon idella (grass carp), 3717 nucleotides long. It is a transcript of the gene dnaaf2, whose product is annotated as dynein axonemal assembly factor 2. Gene Ontology annotation, biological process: axonemal dynein complex assembly. The record is from RefSeq and is a predicted model, not a curated record. The transcript has 2 exons. Bases 1 to 1743 code for a protein of 580 amino acids. Gene Ontology annotation, cellular component: cytoplasm. NCBI's taxonomy places the organism in Eukaryota, Metazoa, Chordata, Actinopteri, Cypriniformes, Xenocyprididae.
AUGGAUUUUGGCAGCAAACUCGAAGAACUGAAUUUGACACGCGAUGAAGUGAAUCGGUUAGGUGAAGCGCUGAAAGACGAUAAGUUCCGCGAGUUACUGAACGAAUAUGCCGCGGAGAUCUCAGAUCCCGAGAACAAGAGAAAAUACGAGGAAGAAAUCACACAGCUGGAGAAGGACAGAGGCAUGAACGUGCAGUUUAUUCACCCUGAAGGACAUCACGUGCUGAAAACACGCAGCGCGGGCGGGAAAAUCUUCAUCAACGUCUGCUCCAGUCAGCUGAUCGACAAACCGUCGUGUGAAGCAGCGAGAAACCGAGACGGAAAACCCGGUCAAAACUGGCGUUUACCGUUCAGUCUGACACCGGGCAGAACGGACAGAGAUGCCGGCGGAAACAGCUGUGUGAUUUACGAUGUAGUUUUCCAUCCAGAAGCGCUUUACAUGGCGGCAAAAAACGCGCGAUUUCUGAAACUCGUCCACAGGACGGCUCUCGAUGGGAUUGAAGACUCUUUCCACAUCAAGCUAGACAAAGAUAAGAUAAGGCAGCUGAAGAUGAGGUAUAAAGGUGUUGCGCAUCCAGCUGUGAUCCGCACGCCGAUUCCUGGACACGAUCAGAAGAACCGGAACACCUAUGAGGAGGACAUGAUGUCAUUUCCAUAUCCAGAUGAGAAUCAAACCGCACCAGAACCCAAAUCCUCCUCAAGCCAAAGUCCUCCUCAUCCAGAAGACAAACAGCCCAUCACACCUCAGUACACCUUAAAAUACCGAUCAGUCGUCGAUUUGCAAGAUUACCGGUGUUCCAGAGAUUCGGGGCCCGGGGCCCGACCCCGAGAGAUCGUCAUCACCGUUGAUGUACCGCUGCUAAGAUCAGCACAGGACGCUGACCUCAGUGUGACGGAGCGACGCCUCGUCCUGGAGGCUCCAGAACCAGCGUACAGACUGGAGCUUCCACUCGCGUAUCCGGUGGAUGAAGAUAAAGGAGAUGCAAAGUUCAACAAAACUACGAAACAGUUGACAAUCACUCUUCCCAUUCGGCCUGUGAAAACCUCGCAGAUCAGCUGCGAUGAGACGAAGAGUAACGCCAAUGAUGAAGCCGAUCAAGAAGCAGUUCUGGAGCCGGAUCACACAGAACCGAAGCGGUGUCAGGAGGCGUGCGAUACUGCCGCAUUACAGUGUUCACCAGACAUGAGGUUUCCUUUAGCAUCCGAGCCUCAAUUAAUCGAUUUAACGAGAUCGACACACGAGAUGAGCAACGAUCCAAUCAUCAACCCAACGGAGAACCGGACAGAACCUCAGGAACCAGAACCAGAUCGGUCUGUAGAAGUGGUCCCAAACAAUGAAGAUGAAAUGAACAUCAAUCGAGCAGCUGACUCCUCAUCACAUACAAGUGGAUCUAUCAGUCUCCACGGUCCAGAUGAAAAGAGGGCAAAUCCAGAGAGCGACGCUACUGCGUUACUUCAGACAGAUAAUAACGCACUGAUUCAUCAGCAGACCAGCAGCUCAGUGACAGAGACGCCAGCAAACCAGCAGCUGAAUCCACUGAUGAACUCUUCUCAGGAAGCUGAAAAGCCAAAGCUGAAGCGCUCUUCAGAAGACUGUGAGAGCGACGUGACCGAGCGACUAAUGGAGGACGCUGGGAUACGGUCAGAGGAACCAGCAGCUUUGAGAGAGACCAACCCAGACGGCAGUCACAUGACCUCGGCCACCCUGUGCUUCCAGAACUCUCUGCGGUUUGAUUUGGACUAAACAUCAAAUUAGUUUAUGGUUUAUGUUCUUGGAAAGUCAUUUAUUUAGUUUUCAUUGUAGUUCAGAGAUGCUGAAUAAAGUUUAAAUUUGGAGUAAAAUAGAAAUCUUUGUUUGGUUUUGUUCAAAAAACACCAAAAAUGUUCAAAUUUAAAGGGUUAGUUCACCCCAAAAUGAAAUUUCAGUCAUUAAUUCCUCACCCUCAUGUCGUUCCACACCCGUAAGACCUUCGUUCAUCUUCAGAACACAAAUUAAGAUAUUUUUGAUGAAAUCCGAGAGGUUUAUGACUCAAUAUAAUCAACACUUUCAAGGUCCAGAAAGGUACUAAAGACAUUGUUAAAACAGUCAUGUGACUGCAGUGGUUCAACCUUAAUGUUAUGAAGAGACGAGAAUACUUUUUGUGCGCAAAAACAAAACAAAAAUAAGGACUUUAUUCAACAAUCUCUUCUCUUCCCUGUCAUUAUCUUACGCAGGUGACGCAGUAACACAGUGAAGUCUUCCGUGUUUACGUCCGAAUGCCGGCUCAGUAUUGGCCAAAGCUGGUCACGUGAUCAGCACGACGCAUGCGUGUGAUGCUGAAGCAGCAGCUGGCCAAUAAUGAGUCGGCGUUCUGACGGAGAACCUGGAAGCGCCGGACGUAAACAACAUAAGAGAAUGACACAGAAGAGAAGAGAUUGUUGAAUAAAGUCGUUAUUUUUGUUUGUUUUUGCGUACAAAAAGUAUUUUUGACUUUUUGACAGAUUUUCUUAAUAUUCUUUAUUCUAGUUAUUAUUUUCCUCUUAUUCAUAAACCUACAAGAGUUAAGGAAAACUCAGCAACAUUGAUUGAUAAUAUUUUAACAAAUUCUGCAAGUGAAGGAAUUAAAUCUGGUGUUUUAUAUUCACUUGUCUGAUCAUUUUCCCAUAUUUCAUUAUUUUGAAAUUAGGGUUAACAGAGUUAAACUUUCAAAAGAAAUACAGCAAAAGAGAAUUAUGAGUAAGUAAAAUAUUUCUAAGUUUAAAGAUUUGAUUGCUAGCACCUCUUGGGAUGAUCUGUAUGAGGAAUAUGAUGCUGAUAGAGCAUAUCAACAAUUUAUUUUUUUACAAAAUGGCCGAUGGUUUCUCUAGAUAAGACUCUUAUUCCUCGUCUGGGAUCAUGUAGAGCUCUUUGAAGCUGCACUGAAACUGACAUUUGGACCUUCAACAUGUUGAACCCCAGUGAAGUCCACUAUAUGGAGAAAAAUCCUGGAAUGUUUUCCUUCAUUUCUUUUCCAAUGAAGAAAGAAAGACAUGAACAUCUUAGAUGACAUGGACGUGAGUAAAUUAUCAGAACAUUUGAAUUCUGAAGUGAACUAAUUCUUUAAGGUUGAACCACUGUAGUCACAUGGACUAUUUUAAUGAUGUCUUUACUACCUUUCUAAUUAUCUUAAUUUCUGUUAGGAAGAUGAACGAAGGUCUUGCAAGUUUGGAACGACAUGAGGGUAAUUGACCCUUCGCCGGGAGUUUGAUUGACAGGCGAUCUAACCAAUCAUAAUGCCGAAGCUGCUAUUUUGUCCGACAAAGCAGUAAGGGGAUUUAGUAGAUUAACGUUGGUGGACUUGAACUUGAAAAAUGGUGUGUACUUCCGUCUUUCCGCGGCGGAAACAGCAUUCCUUCUGAUGUUCAUUCAUGUUUAUUUGAUGCUAUAAAUUAACUAGUAGGAAGAGAUGAUCGGUUCACAAGCUGCUUGAACUGAGGCGCUACAGCGAUCCGUCGCGACACAUUCAAGAGCCACAAAAUGGUAUUUAUUGUUUAAAUUUCUUUAAAAAUGACAAAAUUUGAAAUUUGAGACUUUGACAUCAAAAGUAACCUGCCCUGCCGUGUUUUCAGUGUCCUCUGCGAUGUAUUUUUCACUGUGUGAGAACAUGAUGUUUGGCAUGAGAGCAGCAUGGCUUGUCAGACAUAGCAACAGUAACUAAAGGAGGCGGGUCUUUGCAAACCGUCAAUUAAUGACAGAAAU